GCUUGGAUCCCGCGGAGAGCAACGCCCGGGAAAGGCAGGCGGCGGCGAAGGCGAAGGCGAACGGCGGACCGGUGAAAGGGUGGAGCCCCCGGCGGCGCAGCUACACCCGAGCCGAUAAGGCGCUCUUCCGUGCCGGACCACAGAGAAACGCCGAUCUUCCAGUGGUGCACCGUAAUGCUUUGGCCCCAGCCUCUCCGCAGAGGGACGUGGAUCCUUCUCCUCUGCCUCUGGGUGCAGUGCCAUCGCCAGCUGGCUGCCCCCCUUCCUCAUGGCCUGGAGGGCCAGUUGGGUGAAGCUCCAGAAGGGUCCAACAAAGAGUGGGCAGAGAUGGGCCCAGACGCUGGGCAGCAGAAGGGCAGCAGGGAGGAGCUCUUCCAAGACAUGGAUCCCAAGGCCCUGGCUGCCGUCCUCCUCCAAGCACUUCAGAUUGCACCCCAGGACUCCAAGGAGACACCCCUAAGCCCCAAGCCUGGUGCCAACGAGGAGCGAGUCCGGAGUGAGGCCCGGAGCUCCGAUGUGCAGCUGGAGAGCCUGCCGGGUUGGCUGUCCGACAAGGACAGAGACCAACCGCCACGAGAGGAGGAGGAGGCCGAGGAGAGGAUCUUGGAUCAGCCGGAGAUGGAGAACCUGGAGUCCAUGUUGAAGGAGCUGCAACACUACAGCCCCAUUGACAAGCGAGAGGAACCUUCCUACGGGCACCAGAUGCCCCCUACCCAGUCUCCCCAAGGGGGGCCCCACCCCAACGACAUGCUCAAGGAACUGGAAGAAUACCAGCAGCUCAAGUUCAACAUUAAGCGCAAGGCGCCUCCCGCCCAGGAGCCCUGGACCGGGGCCCGGAAGCUGAGGCAGCAGCAGCAUCUGGAGCACCAGCUCCUGCAGCGCCGUUACGAGGAGCUGGCCGAGAGCCGGAGGCAGGCAGAGGAGGCCCGCAGGGCUGCCGCUGAGGAAGAGCGCCUGGCAGACAUGGCCUCUGACCUGCUUCUCCAGUACCUGCUGAAGGAUGGUGAAGAAGACGAGGACGGCGAAGGCCAGCGAGGGGCCGCCGCCCAGGAGGACUCCGAAGAAGGAGAAGGAGGAAGCAAGGCGGGCUCCCUCCUCUUUGCAGACGGGGAAGACAACGUGGCUGAAGACAAGCGGUCCAACGAGACCCCGGAGGGGGUGGAGGAGGAGGAGGAGGACAUCGACCCCAACACCAUUGACCGCCUGAUUGAGCUGUCCAGCAAGCUGCACUUGCCUGCUGAUGACGUCAUUGACAUCAUUAACCACGUGGAGAAAAAGGAGCCGGAGCCCAGCCUGAAGGGGAAGCAGCUCCUGGCGCCGCCCCACAGCAAACCCAAGAAGGCCCCCCCUCGCCCCAGUGCCCACCAAGAGGCCUCCCACCCCAUCGGCAGGGCCUUCCAGCCGUAUCGCCACCUCCCCAAGCAGGAGGAGGCCGCCUGGAACGAAGUCUUGAAAGGGAACGAGUUCCCGGUGCCCAAGCGGCACCAGGCCAAGGACAGAAGCGCCAAGCUCUCCAACCACAUCAACCCCCGGACUUUCCAAACGCCAGCCUACCACCACUACCACACCCUGCCGGGCCCCCUGGGGCCACGGGACGGCUAUUAUGACAUCCAGGCCCACGAUGAGGACCUGGAGAACUACCUGGAGGGCCUGCUGAUGAAGCACCCCAGGGGCUUCUAG
Messenger RNA from Thamnophis sirtalis, 1680 nucleotides. RefSeq names its product VGF nerve growth factor inducible (gene VGF). The record is from RefSeq and is a predicted model, not a curated record. Gene Ontology annotation, molecular function: neuropeptide hormone activity. Lineage: Eukaryota; Metazoa; Chordata; Lepidosauria; Squamata; Natricidae.